Molecule: messenger RNA, 644 nt
Organism: Polychytrium aggregatum
Lineage: Eukaryota; Fungi; Chytridiomycota; Chytridiomycetes; Polychytriales
Exons: 1
Coding region: 1-615 (204 amino acids)
Source: RefSeq, a predicted model, not a curated record
AUGGUCUCUCCAUCACUUAUGGCCCGUGGCGUGAGCUACUUUGUCUUCACCGCCAUCAACUACCUCCCUUUCCUCAAGCACGGCAUGGAUCUGUACUUUACGGUCAAGUACCAAAGCGGCGGAGGGCAGUGUCGGUCGCUGCUGAUUCCGCUGAUCUGCUUUGACGACUACGGCACCAACUGGCUCCUGACGGACGAGAUCGGGUGCGACAACGUGCUGGUUCUGCUAGCGACGCUCAUGACCGUCUUCCACACGAUCGUGGCCAUCUACCACCUGGUCUUCAACUGCCGGGCCAAGACCAAGGACUACAUAGCCGGGGCCGAGGAAGGAUGCUGCGGCCUGGCGGCGUGCAUGAUCUCCUUGGCCGUCGUCGACAACGAGGUCGAUGCCCACCGGGCCCAUGCUCUCAAAUGGCGCCGGGUGGUGUGCUUUGUGACGGCGGCCUUCCAGGCGGCCCUGGUGGUGACGGCCUGCUUUGGCAUCAAGUUUGUGACGUGCGACGGGGCCGCCGAUAUCCAGCGAUCGAGCAUCUUUGUGUUCCUGCCGGUGAUGAUGAUCAACCUGUCCCAGUUGAUCUACAACCUGUGGGAGGGCAUCAAGGACGGCUUCAACUGAGCCCCGGGCGGUGGGCGGUAUUGAGGAGG